Molecule: messenger RNA, 1600 nt
Organism: Hermetia illucens (black soldier fly)
Lineage: Eukaryota; Metazoa; Arthropoda; Insecta; Diptera; Stratiomyidae
Product: PDF receptor-like
Exons: 5
Coding region: 1034-1600 (188 amino acids)
Biological process (GO): adenylate cyclase-modulating G protein-coupled receptor signaling pathway
Cellular component (GO): plasma membrane
Molecular function (GO): G protein-coupled peptide receptor activity
Source: RefSeq, a predicted model, not a curated record
UGCGAAUUCAGACUUAGAUCCGUCAUCUUUGCGGGGUGGUGUAUCCCUACGGGGUGAGCGAAAGCAAGGUGCACCAAAAUACUCGAAUCGCGGUUUUGCGCUCUGCUCGUCAAACAUAUGCGAACGAAUUGCAUUAAAAAGGACUUGCCCACCGAACUGAAGGCUCAGUCGACGUCUGUUUGGCAAGCUGGAAAGUUUGUCUCGUCUAUUUCCUAAGAGAAUUGAAAUAGAUAGCGCGCAAGGUGUAUCCAUUCCGUUCCACUAACCGGCACACUGUUGGCCUGAAUCCAGGAUACACAUACGUUCCCAUAGACUUAUCGGAAAGUGAACCGUGCGAAAAUAUCCAGUUGAAUAUUUUUAAAGUGUGCAAGAGAAUCCUUUUUUUUUGGGCAAAGCUAUCGGUUUUUAUCUAGUUGAGGAAAGAUUGUGUGCGUUGUGAGUCCUUGUUAAAAAAAAAUUAGGUUUUUUUUUUGUGAGCUAUUCACGUGGAAGAAAUAUAUAGUGUGAGUGGAAAAAGGAUCAAUCCUCGGCUUUCUGGAGGUAUCUUUUCGAGAAUACAAAUUACAAUUGUUCGUUUGAGAUAAAUAGUGCGAACUAAAUAUCAAUAGUGUGAGAGCGAGCAUAGUGUGAAGGCUGCAGCCUUUAUUACGCGGAGCCAUAUCCUUGCUGCAGUGAAAACGAAUGAAUAGUGAAGUGUUUGUAUUGCACUUCUUCCUUUUUCUAUUGGAAAUAUUGGAAAAGUGACGACUGUAAAUUAGAGCUCGAUUCAGCAUUAGUGCCAGUGAAAGUGUUCAUGUAUUGAGGACAGAGGCAGGAGCAAGGACAUCGAGCUCAAAGGUUACAUAAGUGGAUUCGAUGAUAAAUCUCCUGGUUUAUGUAAUAAGUUUCCACUCAAUGCAUUUAACGUCGCCCAUCAAGCUCCACCAAAAAUCCAUGGAAACCGUCGCUAGUUCCAAGCUGAUUCCGUGCGACUAAUUGGCAAUGUUGCAUCUGUAACAAACCCCAACCACCAGAAAGAAGAAGCACAACAACAAUGGUUCCUGCCCUAUCAUCUGAGACUGCAUCACCUACUGCAGCUAUAGCAGCUGCCAUCGAAGCGAUUGAUGAUACCCUCAAUCAUGUGAGAAUUCACAGCUAUAAUUCCACCCCAUUAACAACUACAACCCUAGGAGCAACAACCGCAUCAACAAAUGCAUCGACACAUACCACCGCACCAUUAGCAAAUGCAUCCUGUGCAGCUCAAUAUGAGAAUUAUUCAGUUCCUAAAAUUGGACUCUACUGCAAUUGGACUUUUGAUUCAAUCCUAUGUUGGCCACCAACACCAGCUGGUGAAGUUGUCUAUCAACGAUGUCCGCAAGGAAAUGGUGUUGACACGACAAAAUUCGCUGAAAGACGUUGUGGAUUGGACGGACGAUGGGAAGGAAAAUCGAACAUUACUUCUCCCGAAAAUAGCAACGGAUGGACCAAUUACACUCCAUGUUUUCCGCCCGAAGUUCAAGAUCUUUUGAACAGAUUAUACGCUGGCGGGAAUGAGGAUAUCGUUUCGAAACCGUUUGUCCUUCCUUUACGUAAAAUUAUUUCCGUCUUCAACUUUGGAUAA